AUGCAGACCAUGGAAGCAACCGAGCGACCCAGCCCCAUCAAGGGGCCUGUGUUCUGGACUCCGCCAUCCGAAGUAGAUGCUUGGAACAUCGCCUUGCCCGGUGACGAUCUCUUCAACGCAGACGCGACACAGGAGCCGUCCACUCUGCCGAAUCAAGGGUAUAUUCCAAAGUACCACGACGAUAUCAAGUGCAUUGAUUCUCCGCGUGUGUACGUAUCCUGCUCACCAAGUGCCGGUAAACCAGGGCCACAGAGUCGCCGAGUAAUACUCGACGACUUACCGAGUGACGUUACCACACCCCAGGUUCUCCGGAGCAUCAGAUGUUUUGGAGGGGUCAUUUCCGCAGUCCUGACCAACAGUCUGAAGAAAGCAAACCCUAGAACAAAGACGGCAAUCAUUGAGUUUGUUUACCCCGAGGCAGCCGCGGACGUCGUUUCUCACUUUCACAGUAAAAAGACGGUGUUUCUCGACAGCAAGGGUGGUGAACAUCAACCAGAGGUAUACAUGAUUCCCACACCAUCUUACUUUCAUACCGAGGCGAACCACUGUCUGCUCGACAGAGGCUGCACCCGUGCCCUGUUCAUACCCAGCUUCCCAGAAGAAGCUAUUUGGUGCCUGCUCUGCACCAUUGGAACAAAACACGUCAACAUUGUCCAACUAUCAGAGGGUCACCUAACCAUAGAACUUACAUCGCUAUUUGCAGCGGACAGGGCCGAAAAACAAAUCAGGUCCGGGGACGCCGCCUUGGGGUACGACGCAACCGAGCAGGGCAUGUGCUACAUUCCCGAUUCUUCGCAGGGCGUGAUGCAGGACAACUACGACUCCCACAACGGAUUCAUCGCAUUCGCCGACGCGGAUAUCUUGCAGACAACAUGGGAUCGGGAGCCGUACAACAGAUGCCGCACGCAACCCCUCCAUGGCACUCCCACCGCCAAGGACGCCAUCGGGCACCCCCCGAAACCUACGCACGAGGAAAUCCUCGCCGAGUACUUCUCCGUUGACCCCUCCGAGAUAUGGAGCUACCUCGAAGACCGCAGGUCGUUCCAGGACACCACGUACAACAUCGUCGGGAGCACCAUUAAACUCACCCGUCACAAGUGGAGUUGGAGCAUCAGCGCCGAAGACGACCUUAAACUCCUAAUGGCGAAUACCCUGCACGACCCGGACUGGGCAACUGAAUGGGACGAGUACUUCAAAGCCAGGGGCAUGGUCAAUUUGCGAACGUGGGAGGAAUACGGCCUGUUGGCGAAGCACCGACGAGAGCGUGCUGCCGAGCAGGGCUUGGCCAAAGGCACGGUACCAAUCUGUGAUGAGUGCUCUUGGGGUUGCGGGCAUUUGAAGAACGUGCCCGUUUCGAGGCUUAUUCGGGAUUAUUCUGUCUGUAAAGGCGUGAAUUCUGAAGGGAAGUGA
Messenger RNA from Metarhizium acridum CQMa 102, 1410 nucleotides. RefSeq lists its product as uncharacterized. Gene Ontology annotation, molecular function: nucleic acid binding. The record is from RefSeq and is a predicted model, not a curated record. Lineage: Eukaryota; Fungi; Ascomycota; Sordariomycetes; Hypocreales; Clavicipitaceae.